This is a messenger RNA of Carassius gibelio (silver crucian carp), 1802 nucleotides long. RefSeq names its product claudin domain containing 1a (gene cldnd1a). The transcript has 4 exons. The record is from RefSeq and is a predicted model, not a curated record. Lineage: Eukaryota; Metazoa; Chordata; Actinopteri; Cypriniformes; Cyprinidae. Gene Ontology annotation, cellular component: membrane. The coding region runs from base 20 to 778 and encodes 252 amino acids.
GCAUAAGCACCGGGGAAUAAUGGUGGAUAACCGGCACGCCACAGCUCUGGUCAUCGCCGGGGUUUUAAGCGUCCUGGCGUCCGUUUAUCUGUCGGUGUCGGUCGGCUCGCCGCACUGGUACCGGUACACGAGCCCGUCGGUGCGCGCGGAGCCCAACGCCACGGAGCUGCGCGCGCUGCAGGACGAGUUCCUGGAAGGAGAGUUUGACGAGAAGACGGUAAGCGACGCGCUGUUUCGCAUGAACGGGACGCUCGGACUGUGGUGGCGAUGCAUCCAGACGCCCGUUGACGCGCACUGGUACAGAGAGCCCGAUCCAAAGAUGGUGAUGGAGUGUGUGAGUUUUACUCUCUCGCAGCAGUUCACUCCGAAAUAUAAAGAGCCCGGAAAUCACAACAGUGGAGAAGAUCUGAUACGAUCCUAUCUGUGGCGCUGUCAGCUCCUGCUGCCGCUGGUCUCUCUGGGUCUGGUGGUUCUUGGUGGUUUGCUGGGGUUCUGCGCGUGUCUGUGUGGCAGUCUGACCCCGGCGCUCUUCAUCGGGCUUCUACAUCUGCUCGCAGGCCUAUGUUCUCUGGCGACAGUGUGCUGUUUUCUGGCCGGGAUGGACCUUCUGCACCGUGUGUCUGUGUUGCCGGAUCAUGUGGACGGCACGCUGGGCUGGUCUCUGUAUCUAGCGCUCAUCGCGUCUCCGCUGCACAUGAUGGCCGCGGCGCUGUUGGUGUGGGCGGCUCGCAGCCACAGUCAGAGCUACUACCGCAUGACUGUGUACAGAGUCGCUUGAACUAUCAGAGCCACCAAAAUAGAAAAAGUGAACAGUGACACUAAAUCUGUUGUACAUAAAUACAUAAAUGUGGUCUGUAUGUAAAGAAAGCAACAACUGCUAGUCAGAAAAACUGUCUUGUUUUGAGAAUGUCUGAUGCAGUUUUUUUUUUUGCAUGUUUUUGGAUUGAUUUUUCUGAUGGCGAAUAAUCAACUGGGGAUGUCAUGACAGAUUUUUUUAUUUAAUAAAUAGCAUUUGGACAGAUUUGUAAAAAAAAAAAAAAAUAGACAUUUUUAGUAAAUUAAGUUCUUAACAUUAUCCUCUAGCUGGCAAGUAAUUGUUUUUCACGGGACGUCCCAUGUUUGGAGAGUGCUUUGGAGCCUGUUGCAGGUGUAGAGUGACUGUCGCUGAUGUUUUUAUGCAUAACUAAUUGUGUGUAACUGAUAAAUAAACAGCAACAGAACUCAAACCCAAGACCUGAAGAGUGAUCGUUUUAUAGUUUAAUACUGAUAAACUUUCACUCAGCAUUUGUGGCGCAUGCAGUCUGUGAUUACAGAUUUACACUGUAUUAGAAAUGUCAAACAGCUUGACUUCUUGUGAUUUAGCUUUAGUGAAGUAGCACAAACAGCCAGUAGUCUUAGUGUGCUGCUUUAAAUGUAUUAAUGUUAUUUAUUACUAGAAUUCAUAUUUAUAUAUUUAUUUCUGUACAGUACAUUUAUCUUUGGAAAUUGCUGGCAAGCUACAUGUGUGAGGAUGUGUCUGUGCUUGUUGAUGUUGAUUCUGGUUCAUUAAUCACACUAGAAAUGAAAGGUCACUUGGGGUGCACUGCAUUAUGGGAUACAAUAUCUCAGGCAGUGCUCAAUUGUGUAACUGCACAUGUUGGUCAGUGUAGUUGGUGAUCUGGGUUUCCAUGCUUAUAAACACAUCAUCUUUACACUAUUUACAUCGUGGACAAAUAUUUUUUUUCUUCAGAAUAUCUGAUAGUUGGCUGUUUUUUAGACAUGUGGUGUUCCCUGGAAUCAGUAAUAAACUCGUCAUGAGCUCA